UACAUCUUCACACUGUUGGAGGGAGAUUCAGAUGAGCCGCUCCUCAGCCUGCGUCUGUCCCAAAACAAGUUCCACUUUCUACAGAAGGGUCACGGUAGCAGGAAACGCAUCACUUUUAAGGCAGUAGGGCUGGAUGAUAACCGCUGGCACACUGUGGUCUUGGCCGUGACGGGACGCUACACAAUUCUCACUGUGGACUGUGGCACACCUCUAGAGCUGGAGCUUGAAAUACCUUUCCCAGAUAAUCUUGAUACAACUGGUUCCACAUUCUUCAUUGCUAGCAGAAGAAGAUGGAACGGUCUAUUUUCUGGUCUGAUACGGCAGCUAGUUUUGUUACCUGGUUCAGAUGCUACCUCACAAAUUUGUCCCUCAUCUGAGCCCCGGCUGUCUGCUCUCUCAGUUCCUCAGGCCCUUUUACACCUGCCAAUCAAACCAUCAUCCACUGACCUUCCCCUACACCCUUAUGCCUUGUGCUUUGAGUUUCUCUUUGGCUCAGAAGAAGUGGUGGUGUUUGAAAGCAGGAAGUUCCUGGUUGUUGCUAACUGCAGAAGUAAGGAUGCAGGGGACCAGGAGCAGUCUGUGAUAUAUAAGUGGAGCUCAAGGAAGCUGAAAUUUAUUCACUAUCAGACUCUGAACACACACAGUGCUCGUGACUGGGAGGCUUUCAACAUUCAAGACGAAACUUUCCUCGCCGUGGCCAAUCAUAGGCAAGGGGAGAGAAACCAUAAUAUUGACAGUGUAAUCUACAAGUGGAACCCAGUUAUUGAGUUUUUUGAGGUCAAUCAGACAAUCCCCACCACUGGUGCUUAUGAUUGGGAGUUUUUCACCAUCGGCCCAUAUUACUUCCUUGCAGUCGCUAACACUUUCAAUGGAAGAUCUACAGUCAUUGAUUCUACCAUCUAUAUCUGGCUGGGAGGGAUGUUUCAGCCUUAUCAGUUCAUUACAACCUUUGGGGCGAUAGACUGGGAGAUGUUCCAGAUUGAAAACAGGGUCUUCUUGGCUGUGGCAAACAGCCAGAUGCUCACGGAGGAGGGCAAGAUUCUGUACUCCAUCAACUCCACCAUCUAUGAGCUCAGCAUGACAUCUCAGACCUUCAUCAAGUUUCAGGAUAUUGAAACGAACAGUGCUUUGGACUGGGAGUAUUUUACUUUGGGAGAUGACAAGUUCCUGGUGGUCGCCAACUCCUACGAUGGAAACUCAUACUCUCUUAAUAGUGUUAUAUACAG
Molecule: messenger RNA, 1226 nt
Organism: Sinocyclocheilus grahami
Lineage: Eukaryota; Metazoa; Chordata; Actinopteri; Cypriniformes; Cyprinidae
Product: thrombospondin-type laminin G domain and EAR repeat-containing protein-like
Exons: 8
Biological process (GO): signal transduction
Source: RefSeq, a predicted model, not a curated record